This is a messenger RNA of Rotaria sordida, 2049 nucleotides long. Lineage: Eukaryota; Metazoa; Rotifera; Eurotatoria; Philodinida; Philodinidae. The record is from the annotation of a GenBank genome assembly.
AUGGAUUCAUCAAUGGAACGAUCACAAUCACCACUCUUUAUUUUUGGACCAAAUCAUAUUGAUACAAGUCGAGCUGAAAUGCUGGUACAAUGUUUAAGUAAUAAAAUUAAAGAAAAACGAUUUAAACUUCAAAAAAUUAUUGGAAUUAAUGAAGAAAAGAAAAAACGUAAUGAAUUAAUGGAAAAUGAAAAGAUACAAUUAACAACAAAAUUGGCAAAUAUUGAACAUGACAAUUCUAUUCGUGAACAACAACUUCAAUCUGAACAACUUCGAAUUAAAGAACUUCAAUUUAAUAUUCAAAUGCUUGAUGAUCAUAAUAAUUCAAUCAAACGUGAUUGUACAAAUGAAGAACGAAAAUAUGAACAAGAAAAAUCAUCACUUAUUAAUAAAUUUGAACGUAUCAAACAACAAUGGACUGAAAUUUUCAAACCACAAUAUGAACAAUCAAAAGUUUAUCAAUAUUUAAAACAAGGUGAUUUAGCUUAUAAUAUACUUGUUGAACGUCGAGAUACAUUACUUAAUAAACAAAAAUUAGCAUAUAAAGAUUAUUUAACACGUCGUCAAGAAUUUUGUAAUGAAAAAAACUUUCAAUCAUCAAUUUUAUCUAUUGCUAAAUAUUUUAUUUCUCGACGUGAUCAAUUAAUGAAAAUCAAACAAAUGAAAGAAAAAUUAAUUGAACUUGAAAAUAAACAGAAGGAAUUAAUAGAAAGUAAAAUUGAUAAAAUGAAAGCAUGGGAAAAUGUUUAUACACAACCCAUAAAACGUGAUUUAUUGGAUUUUUGUUUACAAACUAAUAUUGAACAAGCUUUAACACUUUCAUUUAAUCAAAUACAAUACGAUAGUUGGUCACAACCAGCAACACCAAUAGCACCACCAUCAGUUUUAACACCACAAAAUGAACAAAUUGAAUUAGUAUCAGAAGAACAAACUAACAAUAAACCAUCUGCUAUAUUUCAAUCAUCAACAUCGAUUAUUCAUGAUGAAACUGUACAUCAAGUCAUUACACCAUCAUCAACUCAAUUAAUUGCUUCUACAAUAGAAAUUGUUCCAAACAUGAUGAAAGAUGUACCUAUGAAGUCAAAUCGUUCAUCGGUGCUUCAUCUUACAACAGCUAUUGAUGAUGAUGAUGAUGAAUUAUUCUCAAAAUCUCAUCGAAAAAUACCAACAGCUCAAUUGGAACAAAUGACUAUCAAUGACUUUCCACCAAGUACACAAGCAUUUAUGGUAUCAACAAAUACAAUAAAUUCGUAUAUAGAUGUCGAUCAAGAAGUGUCAUCUAUAUCUCAAAAUGAUCAAUCACUUACACAAGUAUUUACUAUUGUUUCAACACCAACUCCACUUGAAUCGAGUUCUGUACGUGAUAUUGUUACACCAACAAUAAAUAUUCAAGUUUCUGAAUCGAUAUCAAUGCCAUCUACUAAUACUACUGUCAAUAAAUUACAUUCAACUGUAGCAUUCCAACUUCCAUCUUCACGAAUUCAAAAUCAACCAAUACCAUCAGCUACAUCAUGUAUUCAACCUCAAGUGACCAGUAAUGAUGUACAACAAAUGUUAUUAACAUUUUCACCGGAUCCAUCAUCAAUGAAUGAAGAACAAUCACCACAACCAAUGGAAGAUGAUUCCGAACAAUCACAACAACAACAACAACAACAGCAACAACGACCUACAUUUUCAAUGAUUUCAUCUAUUGAAUCGACUACAAGUACUGAAGAUGGAUAUACUGGUUUUAACUAUAAUUUUGGUUUUAAUGGUAGUGCAACUGGUGAUGCCACUGUUGGUGGUGGAAGUUUUACAUCACCGAUUAAUUUUGGUAAUUGGACUAAUAAUCUUGGUUCACCAAUAAGAACAGAUUCUAAUGAACAAUUUCCUGCAUUUUUGCAACAAACAAGUAAUGGUGAUAAUGGUGUGGAUACUUCGUUUUCAUUUGCUUCAUUUAGUUUUGGUGGUGGUAAUGAAACAUCUACUAAUGGAGCAUUUGGUUCAUUCUUUUUUGGUAAUAGUGGAAGUUCAAUGAAUACAGAAGACGUUCAUGAUAGAGAAAAAAAUUAA